UCUAGCCAACUAUACCAAACUACAACACUAACGGAAGAAACUAACAUGAAAACUCUUCCACUAGAAAAAUCAAGGUAGUUGAACUCCUUUAUCAUAUAUUCAAAUCUACCACUUCUCUUCUCCAAAAUAUGAUUCAACCAUUGCACUAUAUAUUUUAAUCAUUCCUUACCUUACUUUAAUCAAAACAUAAAGCAUUGAAUUGUUUUCAAAUGGCAUUGAUAUCAUUAACAUUCCUAAUUAUAAUCUCCUCAUUAAACUUAAUUAAUGGACAGAUUAGUUCAUCAUCAUGCACAUCCUCUAUGAUUAGCAGCACUUUCACUCCUUGUGCUAACAUUAUUACAGGAAGCACUAAUAAUGGUUUAGUACCAUCAAGUACUUGUUGUGAAUCAUUGAGAUCUUUGAUUAGUACUAAUAUGGAUUGUGCUUGUCUUAUGAUGUCUUCCAAUUCUCCUUUUUAUCAAAUUCUUGCUAUGUCUCUUUCACAAGCAUGUAACAUUAUUAAUGGAGCUUCUGUUCAGUGCAAAGUAUCAAAUUCUCCUUUGCCAGCUCCAGGCCCAUCAGUUAUUGGAACAAAUAGCCCAACUCUUCCUUCAAGUGCUCCAACUCCCUUAAGCCCUCAAGAUUCAAAAACUUUGGCUGUGGAUGACAAACACAUAUACGAGAAUCUGCAGUUGGCAGAUGCAGGGGGACUGGCACCAUCAUCGGCACCGAUGGAAGCAGAAGCGCCGUCUAAAACUUCAAGAAUUAUACCAGUUUUGACUCCUCUUCCUCAUUCAGCGUCUUCUCCGUCUUAUUAUUUCUUCUUACCUUCUGCAUUAUUCAUAGGAAUAGCAAUAGUAUUGGUUUGUUAAUGUGCAGCAGCAUUCAUAAACACUCGUACCGAUAUUAUGCACGCAGCUGGUUGCUUUGUGUUCAUGUUUUCCCUUUUGAGCUCUGAUUAUAUAUAUACUGAUACACUUUAAUAUAACUGUUAUAUACUUAUA
Messenger RNA from Lathyrus oleraceus (garden pea), 983 nucleotides. RefSeq names its product non-specific lipid transfer protein GPI-anchored 16. The record is from RefSeq and is a predicted model, not a curated record. The transcript is spliced from 4 exons. The coding region runs from base 210 to 851 and encodes 213 amino acids. Lineage: Eukaryota; Viridiplantae; Streptophyta; Magnoliopsida; Fabales; Fabaceae.